AUCCCACCUUCGCCGCCUCUUGUGUCCCUGGACGAUGGUGGGCCGUCUGUGAGCUUGUCCCGGUCUCCACUUCAAAGCCAGCCAGUCUCCCCCCCAAUCGUCCCUCUUCACUCGUCGGCAUGACACGUUGGUCGUCGCCGACCGCGAGGUCGACCUCGCACGUUCUCUCGCGCUUCCUCUCCGUCUUUGUCCUCCUCCUCGUUUUGGCCUCCGCCGUUCUCGCUGCCGACGACACUUCCCUCUUGCCCUCCGCCGCCUCCGAUUCUUUCCCCCAAUGUGGCCUGUCAUGCUCCAACCUGAAGCAGGCCCAGAGCGGCUGUGUCCCUCCGGCCGCCCCGGCAAACGGCCAUGCGACCUACGUCUCGUGCUUCUGCCAGUCCAACCUGCUGUCGAACCUCCACAAUUCCGCCGACGGUACCUGCGACGACUCGUGCUCCAGCGCUUCCGAUCGCUCGUUGCUGCAGAAAUGGUAUAGCAACUACUGUUCCUCCGGAGGGAAAACCACGACCGCCUCGUCGACCAAAACCACUUCGGCCCAGAAGGACUCGGCCACCUCGACGAGCACCGCCAAGGCCAAGGCCCAGAAUGCAGACCCCGCUCCUCCGUCCUGGUGGUCUUCCCAUUACCAGUGGAUCAUCAUGGUAAUCGUGCUCAUCAUCGGUUUUGCCAUCAUCACCGUGCUGGGAGUGUGGCUGAAGCGGCGUCACGAUGCCAAAUAUCCCAGCCUCUAUCAUGCCGCCGGCGCCGGGAGCACCGACAGCGGUCUGCUCUUCAAUCGUGCGCCGAAUGCCACCCCCAGCCCUGCACCCGGCCAGCCAGGCCCCCCUCCGGGCGCCUGGGCUGCAAGUCAGACCCCGGGCCAGGGACCGCCCGCCGGCUAUGUGAACCCGGAUUCGGUCGCUGGCAGUUCUCGCACGGAAGUCGCCGUUCCGCAGAGUCGGCCGAGUCGAACGCCGUCGCGCUUGCGAAAGGCAUCGCAGCCCGCGGAUGAGGGCGAUGUCGAAAUCCGCGAAGUCCCUCGCUGAUAAUGAAACCCCUUUUGACGUUAGAUAAUCUAAUAUUUGCCGCUACUCACUGGUUUCUACUACAACCUUACCUGCUAAUCUUGCAUAUAUCGGGCGUUGCGUGUCUCCGGUUGGCUUUUGAUACGAUCUAUCGCGUACAGCUACUUCUGUUCGAGUCUUGCGCGUGAGGGCUGUGAAUAUCCUUCUUUAUUCUUGGCGCCUUUGCUUCUUGCUUCUAAUCGUGUUGAUUUUAUUGUAUGUUUUCUUUUUUGCCGCGAGAGAAACAACUCCCGGAUGUCGGAGGUGAUUGCU
Messenger RNA from Aspergillus steynii IBT 23096, 1316 nucleotides. RefSeq lists its product as uncharacterized. The coding region runs from base 120 to 1025 and encodes 301 amino acids. The record is from RefSeq and is a predicted model, not a curated record. The transcript has 3 exons. NCBI's taxonomy places the organism in Eukaryota, Fungi, Ascomycota, Eurotiomycetes, Eurotiales, Aspergillaceae.